AUGGGCAUUGUAGAGAGCUGGAAUGUGGGUCUUGUUGGUGCGAUAAGAUCUUGGUUGAUUAACUUUUCUUUUCAAUUUUUGUGUGGUGUUGCACAUAUUUAUGAUAAGGAAAGGCUUCUAAGGUUUUGGUUUGGACUCAAGCCAGUUGUAUUGUUUUACAAACCAGAAACAGUUGAGGUUAUUCUCAGUAGCAAUGCAUUAAUUGAGAAGACAUUUGCAUAUGAUUUUUUGGCGCCAUGGUUCAAACAAGGCUUAAUAACAAGUUCCGGAAUGAAGUGGAAGAAGCGGAGGAGGCUCCUGACGCCGGCAUUCCACUUCCGCAUACUAGAUGAUUUCUUACCUGUCAUCGACAGCCACGCUCGCUACCUUGCCGAGAAACUGAAGGAUGAAGUGGGCAGCAAAUCUUUCGACCUUGUGCCCUACGUCACGCUCUGCUCGCUCGACAUUCUGUGCGAGACGGCUAUGGGGAAAUAUGUUGGAGCACAAGAGAAAGAUACUCCUUAUGUGAAAGCGUUGAACGCCGCAUCCCAUUUAUUUGGAACCCGAUUCAUGAAACCAUGGCUUUGGCCGGAGUUCAUCUUCAGCAUUACACCUGCAGGUCGAAUAUUUAAAGAAAGUACAGACAUAAUGGAUGCUUUCACCAGAGGAGUUAUUCGAGAGCGGAAGGCAUAUAUUUUAAGAGAAUUGAAAAAAGGUGCAAAUUUGGAUGAGGUAUUCGACAGUGACAAUUUUGGAUCAAAACGGAAAAAAGCAUUCCUUGAUCUCCUGCUAUCAGAACAUUUAGCUGACCCUCGUUUUACAGAAGAAGACAUAACAGAGGAAGUGAACACGUUCAUGUUUGCGGGUCAUGACACAACAGCAGUAGGAAUGAGCUGGGCUCUUUAUCUUAUUGGGCAAGAUCCUAAAGUGCAACGGAAGUGCCAAGAGGAGCUGGAAGAAAUAUUUGGAGAUGAUUAUGAUCGACCCUUCACUAUUGAAGACGUCAAAAAUUUAAAAUAUAUUGAAUGCGUUUUGAAGGAAAGCCAGAGGUUAUAUCCAUCUCUUCCCUAUAUUGGUCGAGAAAUUAGCCAUGAUGUAACAGUUAACGGCUAUAGUAUUCCAACGGGGACAAAUUGUAUGAUAUUCACAUACAUGCUUCAUAGAGAUGAAGAAAUUUUUCCAAAUCCAGAAGUUUUUGAUCCUGACCGGUUUCUUCCAGAAAACUCAGUCGGAAGACACCCGUUCGCUUAUGUUCCUUUUUCAGCUGGGCCUCGAAACUGUAUCGGACAAAGAUUUGCAAUGAUGGAAGAGAAAGUAGUUCUGGCUCAUGUUUUAAUGAAUUAUGAAGUGAAAUCUUUGGUUCCAAGGGAUCAGCUUCAGCUCACAGCUGAAAUGGUCCUACGGUCUCAUAAUGGAAUCAUUGUGCAGAUAACACCAAGAAGAUGAAGUAAAAUAUAUUUAGAACUGUUCUCACUCAGGUUAUAGAGCUUUUUCGUUCACGUAAACAUCAAAUGUUUGAACUUGCGUUGCUUUGCAAAAUGAAAGUGUAUACGUGCCUCAUUUGUUGUAUUGAAUUUGUAAGCGAUUUAGUUUGUCUACUUUCGUCUUCUGUGUUUAGCAAACAUCACUAGACUAUUUUAGUUUAAAAUUGUGCUUUUUAAUUAAUUAUGCUCUGAUUAAACUUGGAAUUUAAAAACAAAUUAUAAUUACAAAAAUUACAAUUUGUUGUGUAAAAUAUUACAAUAAUUACUUGUAUAUUAGUGUAAAAUACUGUUUCAGAAUUGAAAAAUUAUUUUACAGUGUAAUGAAGUUUCUAAACUUUAGAUAUUAAUACACCUUUAUUUAAAAUUAAAACUUAUGAAAGUGUAAAUUUAGAACGAUACAAUGUUUUACAGCUAUAGAAUAUCAAUAAAUGCUGUUUGCAUUUUAAACUCGUAUGACAUAAAAUUUUUUACUCCUGAAAUCUUUUAUUAAAAUGUAAAUAAAGGUUUAUGUUAUUAAUAAACGGAUAAAAAAAGCAUGUAAAAUCACCGUACUGCGCUGACAUUUUUUGUAGAAAAGAAAACCGUAAUUAUGGUUAUUAAUACCAAAAUAUACCGAUAUAAGUUAUUCAUAUGGUAAUUUUUCCGUUCAUAUGGAAACACAUUUAGUAAAAUUAAACUUAAACUGCA
Molecule: messenger RNA, 2150 nt
Organism: Parasteatoda tepidariorum (common house spider)
Lineage: Eukaryota; Metazoa; Arthropoda; Arachnida; Araneae; Theridiidae
Source: RefSeq, a predicted model, not a curated record